AUGGCGGCUAAGGUUAGAGUUCCUGAGUUCAAGACUCUAAAGGAGUGCUUAGAGUUCUUGGAGUGGUUGAAAAAUGACAGGGGAAUGCAAGGUCAGGUUGCCAAUCGGCUGGAAAGACUUCUUAAAGACAGAUAUAAGGAAGCAAAACAGGGUGGCAUAGAAAACGCACUAUCGCGAUUCGUCGGACACGCUUCUGAAUUUUAUAAAAAAUUGUGCACAAAAGCAAGCGCCACUUAUAAUAGUCAUGUGAGCGCUACAACAGUCCUCAAGUCUCUCAUCGUCUGUAUCCCUAAAUUGCUAUCGGCGAUAUAUUUUCUGCGGUACAAAGUUGACGCUAAUUUCAAAGCACUUGGUGGCGGGGAAUGGGCAGAGCAAGAGGUUGGUGUAGUUGCAAUGUACGCUAGAAUUCCUGCGCUAUUGGAAUCUAACGCCACCAAAAUCGAUAAAUAUCUCAUUACGAAACACGGCUCUACGCAGUAUGGUGUCAUACCGGGGGGAUUUGAGGCCAUUGAGUUGAGAGCAGGUUUUAGGGGCGGCUAUAACCCGGGUUCAGCUAUGGCAAAUGACCUGACGAAGAUUUGUGAAAAAGAGAAGGCUCAGUUUUUUCGUGACGUUUUCGUCACUUCGGUGUUCGGCAAUGAUGGUGCCAACUCUGCGAACGUCGCCAACGCGGUUCGCCUGGUCGAGGAUUUCGGUAGGAUAUUUGGAAACGUAACAAAGGAUGACGAUUUUAAAAGCCAUUUGCAAUCCAAUCGUAUGUGCAUAGAUUGGCAAGCAUUAGAAGCACAUUGUGCCAAACUGAAAACGUCACUUGAAAAAAUCUUCAAGACCAAUGGAUUUUCGUUUACCGGCUAUGGGAGGACAGUCGGCGAGGUUAAGAAGGAAAAUGUUGCUAAGAAGAUGGCAACUUGGCUUAAAAAACAUUUGAUCGAAAUAAGAACAAAUUUGGCACACAUCAAACCUUUUGACAACAGGAAAUAUAAGCUUGAUGAUAGACGCUUACGGAAAGGUAACAAGCUGCCUGCCGAGUUUUCCCAAGCCUUUGUCGACUAUUUCACCGAAAACUUUUUCCGGUACGGAUUUACCUUUGGAAAGAAUAAAUAUGAAAUGAGUGACACGCCGUAUCAGGAUUUGCUUGAAAGUUGGAAUGCUGCAUUGGUUGAGCUUAAGAGAAUGACAGGCGAUUUAGAUCAGUUGAAGACGAUUUUGGAUGGCAAUCAGUGUCCAGAUAGAAAUAGGAAUAAGCAGCCAAAGUCUAAACCUGAACCUAACCCUGAGCUUGAGCCUGCGCUUCUAGAUGUGGAUGACGAUGAAAACGAUCUUGAGUCUGAGUCUGACUUCGACGAUCUUAAUUCUGAAUCUGAGGAUGACGAUAUGCCUCCAACCAAAACCGAGGCCUCAAAGCUUUCCUCCACUACUAAUGUAGACACAACACCUCAGAACAAUAAAUCUGAGGGAGCACAGAACCAGGGCAAGAAGGCGGAGGGAAAUCAAAAUCAAGGAAAUGAUCACAGUGUAGCAAAUACUUCUAUUUCACCGGUUUCACAGGCGGUACGAACUCAGAGUUCAAGUGUUCAAAGUCCAGACUCCGGGUCACCUGGUGCUACUGGUCCCAGUAGUGGUCCGGGCCCGGGUGGGCAGGCGGAUGUUUCUGACGCUGGUCAACCAGGUGUCCAAAAGGCUCAGGCAAAUGGAGACGCCAAUGGUACGGCGUCCAAUACUCCAGGUGCUGGUCCAGGUGGCAGUGGAACUGGAGGGAAUGGGAAGUCUGAUAAUGGUCAGCAAACUAAUGAAUACCAGGAAGGUAUAAAUAGACUCAAAAUACGACAUGAGGAGAAGAUGAAGGAAGCCCAAAAAAAUAUGGAACGCCUAGAAGAUGCUAUGCAGAAGUUGGCCGAAAAAAAGGCAGAGCGACAAAAAAAAUUGGAUGCUCAAGGCAUGAACGCAGGAUACCGGUCGUAUUACGAUCCUAAAGCUUCUGAUAGACGUGCUCAGUAUUUCACGGAUUUGCAGAUGACUCCUGUAAUAAUGGAUGGUGCAGACGUUUCCAAUGAAGCGUUGCGCAACCCGGGGAUUGAAUGGGAGCGAAAUCAUAGAGAUGAAUGGAAAUUGGCAGAACAAUUCCGAAAGGAGGCUGAGAAAAGAGAAAAACAAAAAUUUAGGAGAAACCUAAGAGACACCCAAGAAAAAGUAUUAAAUCGACUUAAGGAUUCAUGGUUACACCAGGAGUUUCAUGACGAUGAUAUUGGCCACGUAGUACCUCAUCGUUCUGCCGUGGACGACCGAACCAUCAUGAACCCUCCGCCGCCUAAUAUUUCGUUCAAAAUCAGCAAACCAUUUAACGCGAAAACGAUAUACGACGAGCAAAGUCUUACAUUGCCUCAUCCCAACAUUGAAUUAGAAAUUGAUAAAACAUACGAUAGAAGAAAGAAAAUGAACACAUACAAUCAGAAGGUAUUUUAUACGGAAGGAGAAAUUAUUGAACCCAAGCCUCCGACAAUUUCACCACCAAUCAUCGAAACAGGACCUUUCGGCUCAAAGGUGGCCGACCCUAACGUCGACACGUCUAAAAUGUUACCUGAUGAUUUAAUACCGAAAUUGCCACCUGAUACAUUAGAUGUUGAAAUAAUUCAUCGAUACAUCCCACCACCAAAUGACAUUAUUAUUCCUGAUAUCCCUGAUUAUGUUCUUGCAGAUUCUGCUGGUUCUCAAGUGCUCAAUGAUCAUACCGCGCCUACAGCGCCCACAGAUAAAGAGUAUGAUGGCAAAGGUAUUCAUUCAAAGAAUGAAAUAAAAACCGUAAACAUUGGAGUGAAUCCAGCUUUCGAAGUUAUUGACGAUGGUUUGGUAAUUGGAAAAAUAGAUCCUCCAUCUCAGCCCGUCGAAGCCGUCGACCUCCAAAUCGACGUUCCCAAACCUACACUUCAGGACUCAUCAUAUGACAUAGACUUGGAAUACGACCAUCCACCUCUCCCCCAAAUCGAACCAGUUGACCCAAUAGGAUCGGUGACACCCGCCAUCAAAAUAAAUUUAGCACCACCAGAAGCAUUACCAGACUUACCGAACAACACUGCCGCUGCGUAUGUAUAUAGUCCAUCUACUGUCGGAAUGUGUAUUUCAUCCUGGACAACCUCGAAACCCACCGAUCAUCUUGACAUCCCCGAGACGGAGCUGUCCCCAUCGCAGGCGCCGCGCACAGUUCGGGAUAUGCUUACUUGGCUGGCGGGGCUUAGGAACCCAAAGCAUCAUAAGACUCUGAAACUAUGUAUUAAUAGGGCAUUUAAUGGCUUACAUAAUGAGUCAUCGGAUCUUGCACUAUCCAUCAACCACACCAACAUCAGACCCAAUGAUGUCUUCGACAUACUCCAGCUUACCGCCAUGUUUGCAGGUUCAGUGCUCACCGCCAUUUCACCUACAUGGAAAGCAAAUGUGCCAUCGAGAACUGUGAAGCCUCAGUCCUCCAAUGAAUCCCAAAAGCCUGAUUGCUGCGCCCUCCUCUGCCAGCUGCGUGACUACGCGUACGCCUGCUGCCACCAGUUGGAGUUUCUGAAGGCGCAGUGUAAUAGGGACAAACUAAGUGGUGGGUGGGGAAAUUAUGAGUACGGCAGUGACAUCAAGACGCCAUCUCCCCUCCAGGCGUUCCUGACCGACGGCUGGGACUCCACCUUCAAGACUCACCCCUUCGACCCUUGCAACCUGUGCCACAAGAGCCGCGUCAGGAUGGGAUUUAAGAGAGAGGAUUUGCCUGAGACAUCACAACUGGGAAGUGUCAUUUCUACCAUCCUCACUCCCAGCUGCGGCGGUGAGGAGCGUGACGCUCUAGUAAACACAAAAUUGUAA
Molecule: messenger RNA, 3840 nt
Organism: Babesia bigemina
Lineage: Eukaryota; Apicomplexa; Aconoidasida; Piroplasmida; Babesiidae
Exons: 1
Coding region: 1-3840 (1279 amino acids)
Source: RefSeq, a predicted model, not a curated record